Salvia hispanica is the source of this 1817-nucleotide messenger RNA. Its product is annotated as organic cation/carnitine transporter 1. Lineage: Eukaryota; Viridiplantae; Streptophyta; Magnoliopsida; Lamiales; Lamiaceae. Gene Ontology annotation, molecular function: transmembrane transporter activity. Gene Ontology annotation, cellular component: membrane. Gene Ontology annotation, biological process: transmembrane transport. The record is from RefSeq and is a predicted model, not a curated record.
CCCUCACAUUCUUGUCUGAAAUGGAUGAGGAAAAACACCAACUUGUGGGAGAGAAAAAUGUAGUAGGGAGUAAGCUGCAGCUUACAGUGGAUGAGGUGGUGGAGGAAUAUGUGGGGUCGUUCGGAUUCUCGCAGCUUGUGCAGGUAAUCUUGGUGUCCCUGGCUAGGAUAUUCGAUUCCCACUGCACCCUUGUCACCAUCUUCACAGAUGCUCAACCACAGUCAUGGCGGUGCAUUGGCCGCGAAUGUGGUGGCACAACGGCUGCUUCUGUUUGUGGGUUGAAGCCGGGGACUUGGGAGUGGAGUGGUGGGAGUACAAGCUCCACCAUUGCUGAAUGGGGACUCGUGUGUGACCGUAAAUUUCUCGCUGCUCUGCCAACGUCGGUUUACUUCCUUGGUUCCCUCAUAGGCUCUGCAGUGUUUGGCCGCUUGGCAGAUGGAUGCUUAGGGCGGAAAAGAGCAGUGCUUGCUUCAUGUCUCCUAACCGCUGCUACCAUUUUCCUAACUUCCUUCUCCCCAAAUAUAUGGAUUUACUCUCUUCUCCGUUUUGCAAACGGGUUCUCCAGAGCAGGCAUCGGUAUAUGCUGCCUGGUUCUCUCAACAGAAACCAUUGGCCGGAAAUGGCGCGGUCAAGUUGGCCAAGUUGGAUUUUUCUUCUUUGCAGCGGGGUUUCUGUCUAUCCCCCUGAUAGCUUAUCCGACCAGAACUUGUUGGAGAACUUUGUACAGGAUUAUUUCAAUCCUUCCACUCGUUUACUCAAUCUUUAUACUAAUGCCCUUUGUAGCAGAGUCUCCGAGGUGGCUACUCGUGAGGGGAGGAAGCGAAGAAGCUCUUGAUGUGUUGAGGAGAUAUGCUAGAAUCAAUGGAAGAGAGUUGCCCCCGAAUCUAAGUCUCCUGGAGCCAUCAUCUACGAAUGAGAAAAUGGUCUCGGGCAAAGGAGAAAAUAAAGCCUCGCCUAUUGAGAGACUGUGGAAUACUAGAUGGGCUGUGAGAAGGAUGACAAUGGUUAUGCUCACAGGUUUUGGGAUUGGUUUCGUUUACUAUGGUGUUCAGCUCAACGUUGAAAACCUUAACUUUAACCUCUACUUUACUGUUGCCAUAAACGCGAUGAUGGAGAUCCCAGCUGUUUUCAUAGGCAGUGUGAUGCUCGCCUUCACAAACCGCCGCCUGCUCUUCUCUGCCUCAGCGUUUCUCACCGGAAUUUCUUGCAUCCUCUGCAUGAUUUUCUCAAGAACAGGAGACAAGAAUGGAAGCGAGAUAUCAUCAAAGAAAAGAGGAAGCUUACCUCAACUGAUGAUCGAGGCAGUUGGUUUCAUGGCAGCUUCGACUGCAUUUGAUGUGCUGUACAUCUACUGCGUGGAGCUGUUCCCUACAAACGUGAGGAACUUCUGUGUUUCCAUGUUGAGGCAGUCAUUGAUGCUGGGGGCCUCGAUUUCUCCCCUGCUGGUUGUGUUUGGGAGAUCGAGCCCGUCUCUUUCUUUCCUUGUAUUUGGGGUUCUGUCCAUAAUCAGUGGCUUUCUGAGCUUGUGGCUCCCCGAAACCAGGAAUUCUCCUCUCUAUGAAACUCUGGAGCAACAAGAAGAGCAAGAAAUGUUAGAAUCCGAGUCUACAGAUAUUGGAAUGGAAAUGGGCAAGAACCUGCAAAUGUAAAUGUAAAUGUAAAUGUGUAUCACUGCACUAUACUUGUAGUUUCUCCUUAGAAACAGGAGACCAAAGCAGCAGCAGCCACAACUCUGCUCAAAAUGUGUGUACAGUUUCAACGCUUUGCUUGACUUACCUUCAAUUGCAAUCCAUGAAUCCUGCUAUUUUUACUCCCAA